Metarhizium robertsii ARSEF 23 is the source of this 567-nucleotide messenger RNA. Its product is annotated as HRQ family protein. The coding region runs from base 1 to 567 and encodes 188 amino acids. The transcript is spliced from 2 exons. NCBI's taxonomy places the organism in Eukaryota, Fungi, Ascomycota, Sordariomycetes, Hypocreales, Clavicipitaceae. The record is from RefSeq and is a predicted model, not a curated record.
AUGGCCGUCAGAUGUGUCCUUCCUAUCCCUUUAUCUGGUAAAGCUCCGCCAAAAAAGGGCCCUGAUAUAGACUACUUCAAGAUAUUUCCACCUUCACAACGCCAGUUCCUCCCUGAAGCGACGUUGGCAUCGUCCAUUGCUGAAAAGGAUCACUUGGAUACCCGCGAUUUGUCUAUAUCAGCAAAACCAAUCCUAAGGUUGGAUGCUGAUUAUCGCCUUGCUGACCCUUCAACUUAUAUAUACAGCGGUUUCACAGUGGGCGACAUUAAAGCGCUAGGUGACUUCCCUGACUAUGCAAAGCUAUCUGGGGUUCCUUUGCCUCUACCCCUGAAGGACUUCAAUGUCGAUAGUUCUCCGCCGAGACCUUAUAGACCAUUCAGAUGGCCUUACCAUCAAACAAUGUCCUUUAAAAAGCUAGAGCCUGAUUAUUGGCUCGAGCUAGAAGACACAUAUAGAGAGCGUAUCCAUCAACGCCAAUCACUUUAUAAGAAACAUGGGAAAGAAGUCUUACAGGCUUUACCUGGAUCAGAACUUACUUGCAAGGAGCUAAUGGAAAUGGUUUUGUAA